Esox lucius (northern pike) is the source of this 5458-nucleotide messenger RNA. RefSeq names its product glutamate receptor-interacting protein 2. Lineage: Eukaryota; Metazoa; Chordata; Actinopteri; Esociformes; Esocidae. The record is from RefSeq and is a predicted model, not a curated record. Gene Ontology annotation, biological process: neurotransmitter receptor transport, endosome to postsynaptic membrane. The transcript has 25 exons. The coding region runs from base 158 to 3421 and encodes 1087 amino acids. Gene Ontology annotation, molecular function: protein binding.
AGAGAGAGAGAGCAAGACCCUCUCCAACACACUAACAGAGGCUGUGUGAGUGUGUGGGAAGGUUGGUUUGUGUAUGUGUGUCCCUGUGCAAACUAGUGUGUGAAGGAAGGCGACGAAUAGUCCUGUGGAAUAGGAAGAGCGACAGGAAUAUCUCAAAAUGAACUUCAACACGGUCGGAUGUUUUGACAGGACUGCAGCCAUGCUGUGCGGUCUAAGGCGAGAGGCAAAGAACUGCAGCAUCGAUGAGGUCCCCUACUCGAAAGGCAGCAGGGACUCUGGUGGGACCGACCACUCCCUCUCAUCCCGGAGGCGCAGUAUUGCAGAGGACUACCGGGGGGUGACCACGGUGGACCUCAUGAAGAGGGAGGGCAGCAGCCUGGGCCUCACCAUCUCUGGGGGGUCCGAUAAGGACGGCAAGCCCAGAGUGUCAAACCUGCGGCCAGGUGGGCUAGCUGCCAGGAGUGACCAGCUAAAUGAGGGAGACUACAUCAAGUCAGUGAAUGGCAUCAACCUGUCCAAGCUACGCCACGAUGAGAUCAUCAGCCUCCUAAAGAACAUAGGGGAGCGCGUGGUGCUGGAAGUGGAGUACGAGCUGCCUCCCUUCGUCCAGAGCACUCCCUCUGGUGUCAUAGCUAAGACAAUAGAGGUGUGCCUGUACAAGGAGGGCAACAGCUUCGGGUUCGUCAUGAGAGGAGGAUUCCAUGAAGACUGGCACCGGUCUCGUCCUCUGGUUGUGACUUACGUACGACCCGGAGGUCCAGCUGACAGAGAGGGCACACUGAAGGCGGGUGACCGCGUACUGAGCGUGGACGGGAUGCCCUUAAACCGGGAGAAGCACGCCGAUGCCCUAACGACACUGAUGCAGUGCAGCCAGGAAGCCCUGUUCCUGAUCGAGUACGACGUCUCCCUCAUGGAGUCUGUGCAUCAGGCCUCUGGCCCCCUGCUGGUGGAGAUAGCGAAGUGUCCUGCUGCCAGUCUAGGGGUCAGCCUGACCACGGCGAUGUACAGGAACAAACAGGUCAUCGUCAUCGACAAGAUCAAGCAGGCCAGUGUGGUGGAAAGAUGUGGGGCAUUGCAUGUCGGUGAUCUCAUCCUCUCAAUAGACGGGACCAGCACAGAGCACUGUUCCCUGAUGGAGGCCACGCAGCUGUUAGCCCAAACCUCUGACAUUGUCAAACUGGAGAUCCUGCCGGCCAAUCAGAGCAGACUUCCUAUGAGACCUCAGGAUACAGUGAAAGUGCAGAAGAGCAACCUUCACCCCUGGGACCCAACCGUUAACUACAGUCACACUCAACACUGCAAGACAUGGAGCAGUCCCAGCCAGGAACACUGCAAAUCUCUGGUGUGUGGUGGCUUCUCCCCUUCCUCCGCAGCCACUUCUGGGUACAGCAGCACCCUGCCCUGCCCCGCCGCCCCCACCAUCACCCCCACCAGCCCCCGGAGUGCCACCCACAAGAGGCGCCAGAGGAAGAAGGAGCACAAGAGCUCACUGUCCCUGGCAUCCAGCUCAGUGGGCCCUGGGGGACAGGUUAUUCACGUUGAGACUAGCGAGGUGGUUCUGAGGGGGGAUCCACUCACAGGCUUCGGGGUCCAGCUGCAGGGCGGCGUCUUUGCCACGGAGACCCUGUCCAGCCCUCCCGUCAUCCGCUUCAUCGAGCCCGACAGCCCAGCCGAAAGAUGUGGGCUGCUGCAAGUCGGGGACCGCCUCCUGUCCAUCAACAGAAUCCCUACAGAGGACGGAACACUGGAGGAGGCCAAUCAGUUGCUGCGAGAUGCUGCUUUGGCCAAUAAGGUCACCCUUGAGGUUGAGUUUGAUGUAGCAGAAUCAGUGGUUCCAAGUAGCGGGACAUUCCAUGUGAAAUUGCCCAAGAGGAAGGGAGUGGAACUUGGUAUCACUAUCAGUGCAAGCAAGAGGCCAGACAAACCUCUUGUCAUCUCUGACAUCAGGAAAGGAAGUAUAGCUCAUAGGACCGGCACAUUGGAGCCAGGGGACAGGCUGUUGGCUGUUGAUAACGUGCGUUUGGAGAACUGCACCAUGGAGGACGCCAUGCUCGUUCUGCAACAGGCUGAGGACAUGGUCAAGCUCCGAAUUCAGAAGGACGAAGAUAAUGCUGAUGAACUGGAGAUGUCUGGUUCCAUUAUCUACACGGUGGAGCUUAAGCGUUACAACGGCCCACUGGGAAUUACAAUCUCAGGCACGGAGGAGCCCUUUGACCCCAUCGUGAUCUCAGGCCUCACCAAGAAGGGCCUGGCCGAAAGGACGGGUGCCAUCCACAUAGGGGACCGUGUCUUAGCUAUCAAUGGUGUAAGUCUGAAAGGGAAACCUCUGAGUGAGGCCAUCCAUCUACUUCAGAUGGCCGGAGAGACCGUUACCCUCAAGAUCAAGAAGCGCCAAGAUGAAUCGGAUGGGCAGCAGACAUCAGAGCAGGCAGGAUUCCUGAGCGACACAGAAGACGAGCUGACUGACUCCCAAAAGACCAGUAAACACUCUGGGAUGUACUCUGCCACAGUGCCCAGUGUGGACUCUGCCAUGAGCUCCUGGGAUGGCUCUGGCAUUGAUGCUGGUUAUGGCAGCCAAGGAACGUAUCUUCACAGGGCUACAGAUCUGACCUUGCAGCCUAACGAAUGGAGACGUACCAAACCGCCCAGGACCCACCUCAACUCCACCUCUGGCCUUACCCAGCACUCCCACCUCUACGAUGGAAGAUACACUGAUGAUGACUGGGAUAAAGCUGCUGGAUAUGUCAGCCCCCCUCGUUGCCAUGGCAUCCUAAACCAGGAGGACAGCUUCUGGUCCCAGGCCCUGCAGGACCUAGAGACCUGUGGCCAAUCAGAGAUACUCAGGGAUCUAGAGGCAUCCAUGACAGGCAGCACUCUUAGCCUGUAUCUGGAAGAGACCAAGUCCCAGGAAGACUCAGUCUUGCAGAACAGAAUCAGUCCUGUGAAGAGAGGUCCCAUUCACGAGGAGCCCAAAACGAAAGACAACCUUCAGAGGUCCAAUAAGAUAAGGGACACCCCGCAUAGAGGAAAAGAGAUCCAUGAAACCACCUCCCCGACAGCCCUGGAACUACUAAAAGUGAGCCUGAAAAAGGACCAAGACUACGGAGACUUUGGGUUCAGUGUGUCAGAUGGCCUCCUGGAGAAAGGUGUCUACGUCAACAUGAUCCGGCCAGAUGGACCUGCCGACCAGGGUGGGUUGAAACCCUACGACCGCAUUCUGCAGGUGAACAGAGUGAGGACCAGAGACUUUGACUGCUGCUUGACCGUCCCUCUAAUCACUGAAUCUGGACAUAGCUUGGACCUGGUCAUCAGCAGAAACCCACUGACACAGGCAGAAUUUGGCCCGCUUCAGGACUGCGAGGAACCCUCUGACUCCUUAUUGGGCUUCCCACAUUACAGGAACAAUAGUAUUGCCCUGUGACAAGGGUCCAGGGGGAUAUUGUGGACUAAUUAGUGUGUUUGUGCAUUCGAUUGGUGCACAUUUUACACACAUUAUACUAUGGGCACAAACACACUCAUCUCUUGUCCACACACACACUCAAAAUAUUAUUCAUACAUGAGCAUAUAUGUUUACUUGAAUAAGGAAGACACUGUCCAUCAGCCGCUGAUUCACACUUUCCACAAGUGUAUUCAUGUGAUCUGGAGCAGAACAGAGGGCACUCAGUCAAGCUCCUGAGGCUUUUUAGGCGAAAACCACAUAACAGCAGUUACAUAACAGCUUCUGACUCUGUCUGAACAACAACAUUGCAACCCUGUAAGAAACUGUGGAAAAGCACAAACACACACUUCCCCCUGAGAAGCAGUCUUGUUCACAACACCACACCAUCCCAGUGUUGUGAAAUGCGUGCAUUUGAACCUCAGCAACCUCUUGCUGGGACUGGUGGUGUUACAUGUACACACACACACAUGCGCACAUUCGGGGAGGAGGGGUUAAGGAUUCCAGACAUGCUGUGCUGGACCAUUAUUUCAGCCAUGUUUUGGCUGGCUGCCCUCUUUACUUCAGCACGACCUGGACAGCCAGCGUCCCACACUGCCAAGUCCGGAGACAGAACGGCUAGCUAGCGCCUCCAAAUAGCUGAAAUACUAAGCUGACACUCACUGUUAACUUGCCAAGUAUUGCAAACAUUUCUAUUUUAGACAGCCCCCCAUCCUAAAGUCAGAAUUGUUUGUGAAAAUGGACUUGGUGACUUGGGUCCAAGCUUUCUGCCCUUGAGUUUUCAAAUGACCGUCAGAUGAAGGACACAUCCUUACCCUGGUAUUUUUUAUCACCACACUUUCUAUGAGGCCCUCAACAGAAGAUGCAUUACAGAAUGUUUCUUAUUCUUGUUGCAUUUUUCACUUCGUGUUAAUGGCUACUGGGUGUACCAGACUCAUUUGUCAUUCCUUUUUGUGGUCAGCAUUUUAUUUCCUGAGAGUAUUUGUGUACAAUUUAUAGUUAUCAAGUUCAUUUACCAAAUAACACAAUGUUUUUGCUUGUGUACACUAGUUGUUCACCUAAAUCAGAACCAUGCACUACAUUGAACACUUUUUCACACUAUCACUAUUUUGUUUUAUUAUAUCACUAAUUGUGGUUUAGACACAUUUUUUUCUUUUGAGAACUUUAUCACCCACUGUGAAGGAGUAUUUAUUUGCACAAAGCAAUGUUCAGAUUUUGUUGUUCUGAGAGCUUAUAUCUCAAUUUUCUUUCUGACUAGAAUAACCUCUUGCCCUUAUGUAAAUAUCACAUGUAAACACAUUUUAGAAGGCAUGACACAAUUUAUUUUGUUUUGCAGCACACAGAGUCAAGUCUCUGGAGUAGAGUGUGUGGUGUCCAAUAAACAGCCUCAAGUACAUCACAUCCCUGGCCAAAUGUGGAUUGAAAUACUUUUCAAUUCUGUAAAAAUGAAGUUCAGAUUCUUUCAAUUUAGUUUUAAUGUUUCUGCCCCAAUUCUGCAUAGGGUGUAGAAUACAAUGACAUACUACUUUCCCAAACCUUCACAGUUGGAUGGUUGUUGUUUUAUCAUGACACUGGAUGUUUUUAUAAAGCUCUUACAUAACAUAUUUGGCCCUGGCCUGCUUAACAAGCUGCCUCUGAGGAAAUAAGGUGAUUUGUUUCAUUUCAUGUAAUGGCUUGUGUAGCAAUGUAGCAAGAACGCUGAGAUGUACUGUCCCUUUCUGGGCUCAACUCACUGCUUUUUAAUCCUCAGGAAGGGAAUGUUUUUAUGUUGCUCUCAAACUUUCAUCCAACAUCAAAAAAUUAUCUAAUUUGAGGGGUGUGUUUUUUAAAUUAAUUUCAUGUGGUUCAGAAACUGGUCAGUAAAUGGUUUGUACCUGGUCCCCAUUUAUAGUGUUUGCAAAUGUGAUUUCUAUAUGUAAGAUGUGACCGAGUGCAGUAUCUGUUCUCUGUACAGUUCUUCUGCUUACAAAGUAUUAGACAUUUAAGUGUGUGUGGGGUGGGGGGGGGGGUUUGAAGGAAAUU